Durusdinium trenchii is the source of this 2400-nucleotide messenger RNA. NCBI's taxonomy places the organism in Eukaryota, Dinophyceae, Suessiales, Symbiodiniaceae. The record is from the annotation of a GenBank genome assembly.
CGAACAUCGUAGGACGUUCUGACACUUGCUUCGCAAAGAUGGAUGUACAGCAUUUGUCCAAACUGGAUGCAGUGCGUGGGCAUUACAACCAAGAGCUCCACUCAUGUGUGGCUUUUGGUGACUUGAUUCGAUUUCUCUUGUGGCUCAUGGCGGGGGCAAUCUUGCAGUCCGUGUCACAAGAAUGGUUUCAUCAGUCUUACGAUCACCGGAAUCUCUUGUCAGAUCCAUUGUGGUGGAUAGUGAGCAUGGCGAUGUGUGCGGUUUUUGUAGCUGUUUCAAUGAAGAUUUGGUGGCUACUUAGCUUAAGCAUGGGGGGCCUGUCUUGCUUGUUGAUCAGCAACUUGAGCAUCGAGCGUCAAUGGAGAGGCUGCAGGCAUGAAUAUGUGGAAAUUGCAUAUGUCAUGACUCAGAGGUUUGCAGCUGUCCUUGGCCCUUUUGCGGCCUGGUGGGUAACAUGGACCUCACAAGCAAUGGACCGUGUCAUUGAAGAGCCCCCGCUGAAGGCAUCUGGUUGUAGCAGAUGCGCCAGUUUCUUCUUUGGCUUUGGUCGAAGGCAUCAGUACCAUCAUGGCAGGUUGGGAUGCUGUGGGAGGAGAGACAGGCCCGCUCUGCGCUUGCACAUCAACGAGGAUUCGGAGUGCUUCUUCUUCCGGGAUGAUGGUUGUGGGCAUCUGCGUUUGCAUCAUAACAGCUUUUCCUCAGACUCAGCUGCCUCCGAGGAUGAAAGUGAUUCAAGUAGUGAGGAGAGUUUCUUUGCACAGGAGGGGAAGAUGGUGACAUUGAUUUACAGUCGAAGCGGCGACCACCUGACUUGCCGACUGCAGCAUCUCGAUCAUCUCGGUCCCAAUGCAGGGCAACUUAUUUUUACUGCGAAUGAGGAGGAAGACAAGAAAGCACUUAGGAUUCUGAAGUCUGACCAGCCGCUUCUGAUCUACUCUCCAAUGCAAGGUGGAUCUGGAGUGCUUCUGCACAGAGGCGGAGGCUGCAUCCAAACAAGAGUUGACCGCUUGGUGGGUAUGCAGGACGCUGCAUUGCAAAAAUACUGCUGCUGCAAUUUGCACUGUGCCUUGGCCCUUUGUCUAUUCUUGAUCAUGUACGCCUUUGCACUGUGUAUUGGAGGAACCGGUUAUCCAGGAUAUGCCGCCAUUGUGUUUCUCCUACUUCCUGAACUUGUGGACGAUUUUCUACCAAAUGCGACAACCAGUCCAAGCAAGUCACACCUUUAUGAUGGCAAGCUGGAUACUGAAAUUAAGGUCACCUUCAACCAGGGAUGGACAUGUGUGAGUGGAGCCGAUCAAAGCGGGAAGGACUACAUGAUUGAGUUUUCCGCGCUUUGGGCGGCCACCUUUAUUUUGGCUUGUUGUACCAUUUCAUUGAUCUAUGGUUGCUACUACCUCCACAAUGCCAGCGAUUUCUUGGGCAUGCUCAAUGACUUGCUCUGGAGGCGUGCCGGAGCGAACUACAGGACAUGGCGGCUCAGGAAGCUCCACAGCAUUCGUUCCAGUGUGGAGAACAAGAGAUUCUUGGAGUUCUCGGCUCAGGGCUCCUUGCCAGGGCUCACGAUAGAGGAUGAUGACGAACUUCAAUGGUGGGUCGAUACACGCGCGGCUCUCUUUGAAGAUAUACGUUUCAACCUGGAGAAAAGGAAACCCAUCUUGGGCCUGUGCUUGCUGGCAGAACUGAUGCUGAUAGUUGUAACCAUUUUGUCGCUGCUUCUUCACGAGAAUGACUUUGCCCUCACCUGCUACGCUGUGACUUAUGGCUGUGCCUUAGGCAUCUUGACUUUGCUCUGUAUAUUUCUCUGUAGUCAAGUCAACGAGAAGCUACGCCAUUGUACGUCCAUCAUGCGUGGGACUGAAGAUGCGGAGGAGGACGUGCCAAGAGAGGACAUGCCUAGAGCAUCUUUGCUCUUGGGUACUGAGCCCCAGCAGCAUGCCUUUCUCAAUCACGAGCGAUCGCAUCCCCUGCAGCUGAAAUUUUUAGGGUUUCCAUUGAAUUUCAAUGUCUUCAAGAUCUAUGCAGCUCCAAUGGCAGGCUACUUAGUGACCCUGGCCUGUUGGUUUGCCCAGCAGUUGGUCCAGCCGUUCUUUCAAUUCAAAAGCUAGCUGCCUGUAGCUGGUGCUUUGCCAGCCCGUGGUGGGAGGCUGCUCCUGAUCUAUCUGGGGUCCAAAUCGUCCCCAGAGUUUAAUUUGUGUCCUCAAGGGUUGGGGUUUUCUCCACCGCGGGGCACAGUGAGGUCUCAAAACACCGCCGCAAACGCCAGGUUCCGUGCGGCCUUGGCCUUCGUUUCGGAUCGCCAGCAACGUCAGGGUGUUCGACCGGUCUCGACCCGACCUGUUCGGCGAAUCCCCGGCCGCUUGGAGGACGCGUUGCCGUCGUGAACUCAGGGCCGGAGCUCCC